This is a messenger RNA of Lepus europaeus (European hare), 942 nucleotides long. Its product is annotated as olfactory receptor 10R2-like. Gene Ontology annotation, molecular function: G protein-coupled receptor activity; olfactory receptor activity. The record is from RefSeq and is a predicted model, not a curated record. NCBI's taxonomy places the organism in Eukaryota, Metazoa, Chordata, Mammalia, Lagomorpha, Leporidae. Gene Ontology annotation, biological process: G protein-coupled receptor signaling pathway. Gene Ontology annotation, cellular component: membrane. Bases 1 to 942 code for a protein of 313 amino acids. The transcript has a single exon.
AUGGCCAAUUCUUCCUCCGUCGUCGAAUUCCUAUUGAUGGGUUUCUCCAGCCUUGGAGAGUUUCAACUUGUCCUCUUUGCUGUCUUUCUCUGCCUCUAUCUGAUCAUCUUGAGUGGAAACGUCACCAUCAUCUCAGUCAUCUGCUUAGAUCGCAGCCUGCACACACCAAUGUACUUCUUUCUAGGUAUCCUCUCCACCUCUGAGAUCUUCUACACAAUUGUUAUACUGCCCAAGAUGCUUAUCAACCUGUUCUCUGUACUUAGGACACUCUCCUUUGUGAGCUGUGCCACACAGAUGUUCUUCUUUCUUGGUUUUGCUGUCAGCAAUUGCUUGCUGCUGGGAGUGAUGGGCUAUGAUCGCUAUGCUGCCAUCUGCCAGCCUUUGCGCUAUCCAAUUCUCAUGAGCUGGAGAGCAUGUGGACAACUGGCAGCAACUUGCAUUGUUAGUGGUUUCCUCGUAUCUCUGGUGGGAACAACAGUAGUCUUUAGCCUCCCUUUUUGUGGCUCCAACAACAUCAACCACUACUUUUGCGAUAUUUCACCAGUCAUCCGUCUUGCCUGUGCUGACACUUACAUCAAUGAAUUGGUCAUCUUCAUCUGUGGGGUGCUGGUGCUUGUUUUGCCCUUGUUAUUCAUCUGUAUCUCUUACGGCUUCAUUGUCCACACCAUCCUGAAGAUCCCAUCAGCUGAAGGCAAGAGAAAAGCCUUCUCCACCUGUGCCUCCCAUCUCAUUGUGGUCAUUGUCCAUUUUGGCUGUGCUUCCUCUGUCUACCUGCGACCCUCAGCCAAAAACACAUCAGGCAAAGACAGGCUAGUGACAGUGACCUACACCAUCAUCACCCCACUGUUGAACCCUAUGGUAUAUAGCCUCAGGAACAAAGAUGUACAAGUAGCCAUUAGGAAAUUAAUUGGGAAGGCUGGCUUUUCUUUCAAGACUUUGUAA